AUGGAAGAAUUGCCCAUCGAACCCAGUGGGAUCCUGUGGCAGGAUGACUUUAUCAACGCGGAGCACGAGCAACGCCUCGUCACAAUCUUCCGCAACGAAUUAAAAUGGCCCGAUCGGCCAGGCCGCAUAUCACUCCACUACGGCUACACAUUCGACUAUAAAACAUUCGGGAUUGACCCCGACAUCCCAUAUAAAGAAUUCCCAGAAUGGCUCCAACCACUCAUCCCGACUACAGAAUCCCGCCCGCCAGAGCAGGUCUGUCUCCAAUACUAUCCCCCGGGUGCUGGUAUUCCGCCCCAUACCGAUGCGCACAUGGCAUAUGACCAACUCUAUGCCCUGUCUCUUGGUGCGCCGGCAAUCAUGCAAUUUCGCAAAGGCGAGCACCGCGUUGAUGUUGACUUGAAGCCGCGGAGUAUGAUGCAGAUGACCGGGGAUUCAAGAUUGCAUUGGACUCAUGGAAUUAAGAAGCGCAAGAAUGAUACCCUGUUGGAUGGGACGGUUAGGCCGCGGGAGGAUCGUUGGAGUAUUACUUAUCGGUGGGUUAGGGAGGGUGAGUGUGAGUGUGGGAAUAUCGAUUUAUGCGAUGUUGCACAGCGAAGACAGGGAGUUGAGAAAGAAAAGAGAUCGGUAAAGGAGUUGGAGGCCAAAAUGGCUUGA
This is a messenger RNA of Penicillium verhagenii, 657 nucleotides long. RefSeq lists its product as uncharacterized. The record is from RefSeq and is a predicted model, not a curated record. Gene Ontology annotation, molecular function: oxidoreductase activity; demethylase activity. NCBI's taxonomy places the organism in Eukaryota, Fungi, Ascomycota, Eurotiomycetes, Eurotiales, Aspergillaceae. Gene Ontology annotation, biological process: oxidative demethylation. The coding region runs from base 1 to 657 and encodes 218 amino acids. The transcript has a single exon.